ACGACCCCAAUGUUCUCUAAAAACAAGUCUUAAUCAACACCGCAAUCACCCAAACCCAAUAUAGCUUCAAAUCAUGCUUUCUUAACUCUAUUUUCCAUGACCCAAUUGUCACUACCAUAGAAAUCGAAUACCCGUUGAAGAACGAUUCCCGUUGUGAUUGGGUUGUGGGUUCAUGUAAUGGCUUAAUUUGCAUAGCUAUUAGACAAGAUAAAGUCAUUUUAUUAAACCCCGUUUUAAGGGUUUCCAAAAGGUUGCCUGAUUUAGGGUUUAAGAAAAGGAAGGGUUGCUAUACUGUUUAUGGGUUUGGUUUUGAUGCUUCCCUGGAUGAUUAUAAGGUUGUUAUGGUAUUUUGUUAUCAAAGCAAGGGUUUUGAAGAUGCUUAGAGUUACGGUUUAUUCAUUGACGACUAAUAGUUGGAGGAGGAUUCAAGAUUUCCCCUUUGGGGUUCCUUGUAAUGAAGCUGCGAAGCAUGUUGAUGGGAAUUUGAAUUGGGUUGUUUUUCAUGGACAAGAGGGCUUUUCGUGUACUAUUGUCUCCCUUGCUUUGGCUCAGGAAAUGUAUAAUGAAGUUCCGCAACCAUGUUACGGCAAUGCCUCGAAAGGACAUUAGGGAUAUUGGAUGGAUGUCUUUGUGUGCUUUGUGACUACGGGGGAUUGUAUACUGUGAUUUGGGUUAUGAAAGAGUAUGAAAGAGAGAGUCUUGGACUAAGCUGAUUACUAUUCCGUACCUGCCGUAUCCGGGAGCCGAAUUCUAUGCCGCACCAUUGUUUGUAUCAGAAACUGGUGUGAUUUUGUUUCAUUUCGAGAUGAAUUUAGUUCUAUACGAUUCCAAGGAGAAUGCUUUUAGGAUCCCUGUGAUUCCUUAUGAUGCUAUUUUGUAUAUCGAUCAAGCAGAAGUCUAUGAAGAGAGCCUUGCUUCGGUAUAGAUGAAUGGAGUUAAUAGCUAUCAUGAACAAAGAGAAAGUUUCAGGGAUGUGGUGAUCGAGGGGGAUUCGAAAGCUGUGAUCUCAAAGUUAUCUUCAGAGAAUACUGAUUACUCUGAGAUCAGUGCGCUAAUAUGGGAAGCAAAAGGCAAAGCGAGGGGAUUACAUGCAUGUACCUAUCAGCAUAUCCACCGGUCGGAUAACAAAGCAGCACACUUGUUGGCGACGAUGCAUAAUCACGAUGAAGACGAUCGGUUCUGGAUCGAGGAGGCUCCUCGAGCAGUGGAAGAUAAAGCUGCCGAGGAUAGGCACGGGUUGGAGCCAUCGAAGGGUGCUCUCUCUCCGUCUGGUUGGAAUGUGAACAGGUUUUAUUUUGCUCUGUUGGUCUUCGCCACUUGAAGCUUUCAUGGGUUUUAGUUGGGUUGUGGAGAAGCCGAUUAGUCGGCUUUUUUUUUUUU
Hibiscus syriacus is the source of this 1380-nucleotide messenger RNA. RefSeq lists its product as uncharacterized. Gene Ontology annotation, molecular function: RNA-DNA hybrid ribonuclease activity; nucleic acid binding. The coding region runs from base 926 to 1321 and encodes 131 amino acids. NCBI's taxonomy places the organism in Eukaryota, Viridiplantae, Streptophyta, Magnoliopsida, Malvales, Malvaceae. The transcript is spliced from 2 exons. The record is from RefSeq and is a predicted model, not a curated record.